Molecule: messenger RNA, 3533 nt
Organism: Pomacea canaliculata
Lineage: Eukaryota; Metazoa; Mollusca; Gastropoda; Architaenioglossa; Ampullariidae
Product: peptidase inhibitor 16-like
Exons: 9
Coding region: 325-2163 (612 amino acids)
Source: RefSeq, a predicted model, not a curated record
GUAAGGAAAAUAUCAAAAACGUGAAUAGGAAAUGCUGGACGUAGACGGUUCCUCCAUGGCUGACUUGCUGGCACGAGACCUGACGACAGGCGGAGAGCUUGCAGAGAGAAGACAAGUGAGAGGCUGGCUGCGAGAAGGAGGCUGGUGGGAGGACGGGUGGCUACGUGGAGCCUGCAGUCAGUGGGAGGUAGUGAAGUGGCGCGGACCCUCACACCGACAGGCGACUGGAGACACGGGUACUGUUGGAGGAACAGCAAACAGACCUCCUGGCUUUCACUGAGACUUGCAGGGAGUUUGUGCUGCACCUGCAACUGGAGAAUCAGAAUGGUAACAAGCUGUCGGGUCGUGGUAGCGCUGCUGGUGUUGAUGUCGGCUGCGGGACUGGAUGGCGUGCACGCUGCGAAUGCCGCUCGCUCCGACCUGCUGCAACGCCCUGUUGACGCGCUGUUGCUGGAGCAGCAUAACGUCUUCAGGCAGGAAGAACAGGCCGCCAACAUCUACAAGAUGCGCUGGAACUCUUCAGUGGAGGCGGCUGCCAGCAGGUGGGUGUCCCGCUGUGAUUUCAAACACGAGCUGGGAGGAGAGUACGGCGAGAACCUCUUCUACGACACCAACAAGGGCGAGGACAAGGAAGUCCUCUUGGGCGGGCUGGAGGCGUGGCACGAGGAAAAGAGGGCGUGGCGAUAUACUAGCGCCUCCUGUGGCGCCGCCUGCCAUUACACACAGAUGGUGUGGUCCAGCACGACCGAGCUGGGGUGCGCAUUCAAGAGAUGUCCGGGGCUCCGGGUGGGCUCUCGGAAUGUUGCGAACGCUAUGUACCUCGUCUGCUUCUACUACCCAAGGGGCAACUGGAUUGGAGAAUUCCCCUUCAAAAACGGAGCGCCCUGCUCCAAGUGUGGUUCUGACACGUGUCAGACAGGACUGUGUGUUCCUGGUUCCAGCAGCUACCAGACGGAGAAGGCACAAUCCGACAUGUCAGAGUCCGCAGCCCUGCUGCACGCGCCACAGCAGCUGGUGUGGAGGACGUCGUAUGAACAGCACAGCGCCUCCGCCCAGAGCGACACCGGAAGUCACUCCUACUCCUACAGCCGCACCGUGCAGCGGGGCCCAGACGGCGCAGGCUACGCUCAUGCCGAGGGCCACUACAGCUCCCCGCAAGGCAGUCAGGGCUUCAGUCAGGCUCACUACUCAAGAGGGGGGCUCAAGAACCUGGCCACGCACCUGGAGCGACGUGACAAGUCUCCCCUGGAGGUGCUCAGGGAGGAAGACCACUGGUGCCGCGAUCGUCUCCCCUCCUGCCGCACGUGGACGCAUGACUGCCAAAAGAGCAAGUCUGUGUACCUGGCCUGUCCACGAAGCUGCGGCCAAUGUAACAGCCAGUCCGAGCAGUCACGUGACCUGACGCCAGGGCAGUUACAAGAAACGGUGUUGCCCCCUGAGCCUCUCCGACAGUCAUUACAUCCACAACUUGACUCUGGCGGGCAGCUGGUGGUGAUCGAGCAGAAGCAGCAGCAGCAACAACAACAACAACAAAGCCACCUCCGGCAUUACCCGCAGCAGCAACAGCAACAGAAUAGGCCGCGACUUCGACAGCAGCAGCCAGCGGAGGACCGCCAAUUGUUGCCAGCACCCGCUGAAGGCCUCCACCUUGCACAGCAACGACAUCCCGGCCGCGAUGGCGACUCAAGUCAGCACAAGAAAAAGGAGCGACGACAACAGGACAGCGAGCGGAAGGCGCAGCGAAGGGAACAGCAGCAUAAGAAGCGACAGCAGAAACAGCAGCAACGACAACAGAAACAGCAGCAACGACAACAACAGAAACAGCAGCAAAGGCAGCAAAAUCAACAACAGCGACAGCAACAGCAUAGAACACAACAACAGCUGCAGCAACAGCAGCAACAACAACAACAACAACAACAACAGCAGCAGCAGGAUCAAAGGUCACGAAAUGGAAGACACGGUCAGCUGCAUCCCCGCUACAGGACAGUGGACAAGCGAGCUGAACAACUGGCCGAGAAUCUAAGACGUGGCGCUUAUGAUGGCCGCUGUGAGGACGACAUCAAGUACAAGGACAGCUGUUCUUACUGGGUUUCUAUGGGCUUUUGCCAUGGAAACGAGCUGGUCACCACCGUGUACUGUCGGAAAUCGUGUGGCACGUGUUAACUGCCUAUUAACUUUGGCAACUGCAUGCGCCAUCUUCAUCCAACAUGGCUGACGCUGUCUUCGGAAACCUCUUUGCCUUUGCGCCGGGAACUUGUCCUUUAGAAAUGAUAAAAAUGGCUGAGAACAUACAAGAGCUAACGAAACUAAGAAUGGGAGGGAAAAGAUGUUUGGCUGCUUCACAAGAAGAUGCCGUGUCUCAACCAGCCUUAGCUUGGCCUCCUGUCCACCUUAGCCACCCCCAAGUCACACCCUUCCUAUAGGUACGUCUCUAACCUGUGUACGUGUGUUACCUGCAGCUCACUCAUUAACGAAGAAAGAGAAUGACUUUAGAUAACAUGAGGAUGAAAGAGGGGGAGGAACUUAACAUCGUCGUGGACAGUUAGUCUGGCAGUCGACAAGAAGAGAAUGUGGAGGUUCAAAGGCGGGAGAAGUAAACAGACGACUGAACACUUGUGUCUGCGGGUGUGUCGUGCUUUGAUAUUCGUCGGAGGCAAAUAGUAAGUUCACAAGAAGCAGACGGGUACCGGUGAAUUUUACCUUCUGUCACGUAUUGUAAUCUCUAAUUUCUACAUAACUUAUCAUGCAUCACUAGCUCUGUCAUUCUGUAGCUGUCAAUGUUAGGCAUUACUUUCUCUGGCUUUGUAUCUCUGUGCCUCAGUCUGUCUGUUUCUUUACUAUCUGUUUAAUUUAACCUGUGUCAAUAUUCUGCAUCCGGUAGCAAAUAAAUCCAGAAGCAAACCACAGCUUUGUAUUCAUUAUGACAUGAUGACACAAACCUGGUACUAGAUAUUUACCUACUAAUACAUAUUCAGUCUUGCUGAAUACAGUAUAAGCCAUACUUUCUUUUUUUAGAACAGAUGACAACCCGCCCCAACAUAAAAAUUUUUCAAAGUCAGAAAAAUAUAGUUUGUCGCCAUUUUUCAAGAUUUGAAAUCUCUUUGUUAAAUUUUGAUUAUAUUUGUACAUGAAACUGAGUGUGAUAUAGUUUAUGAGUGCUCAUUAUAGUGUUUCCUGUUAUUUGUUAUUUUUAUUCCUAUUUGUUAAAUUUUAAGUAGGAGUGUUUGUCUGUGUUUGUGUGUGUAUGUGUGUGUAUAUAUAUAUGUAAUUUGUCUAUCCUUGUUUUAUGCAAAUUUUAGCAAUAUAAUAUUUAGUAUAAUAGUACUCUAGCAACAAUAUGGUUUGCAUAAUUUUUAGUUGAAUGUACCUUUGAGAGUGAUUUUUGUAGAAGCUGUUUUAACAAAAAAUUAAAACAGCUUUUGUAGUGUAAGAAUAAUUGCUAUGCAAACGGCAUUAUGCUCGUUUUACAUGCAUAAUAUACUUUUUAAAACAUAAUAACCAAUGUACAUAAAUGACAAAAUAAUAAAUUUUUA